Brenthis ino (lesser marbled fritillary) is the source of this 948-nucleotide messenger RNA. The record is from the annotation of a GenBank genome assembly. NCBI's taxonomy places the organism in Eukaryota, Metazoa, Arthropoda, Insecta, Lepidoptera, Nymphalidae.
AUGCCUGUGCUACGCAACGCUGAUCACCCUGCUUCGAAGGCCACUGACUCGGUGGCCACGCGGUAUGGCGUUGCAGUGCUCGGUUCCUGGGCGGCUGAAUCUGCUACAUAUCCGUUUGACUUAACAAAGACAAGACUACAAAUACAAUCGGAAGUGGCCGCCGCUAAACAUGGAUACAAGAUGGAGAAUCACGGGAUGAUAAAAACAGCUGUUGGCAUAGCGAAGCAGGAAGGCGUGUUGAAGUUGUGGAGCGGACUGAUGCCAAUGUUUCAGCGUCACGCUAUAUACUCUGGUUGCCGACUUAUAUUCUACGAACAUUUCCGCAAUACGUUAAAAGACGCUAAUGGGAAGGUCUCGUUGGGAGCUGCUUCUAUAGGCGGUCUAGCAGCAGGCUCUCUAGCGCAGCUGAUCGCUUCACCGACCGACCUCGUCAAAGUACAGAUGCAGGCAGAAGGCCGAAGGAUAAUACAGGGCAAGCCACCGCGCUUUGCCAACUGUCGACAAGCGUACGCGAUGCUCUACGCUGAAUCUGGCCUUUUAGGUUUUUGGAGAGGUGCCGUACCAAAUGUCCAACGAGCUGCACUAGUCAAUAUGGGAGAUUUAGCAGCUUACGAUUAUACUAAACAGUUCCUAAUAAGAGAGUUUGACAUGACGGAUUCAAUUCUCGUUCACGCGCUGGCUGCCUUCACCGCUGGCUUUGUAGCAGCAGUUGUGGGUACACCAGCAGAUGUACUUAAAACGCGCCUUAUGAACCAACCAGUGGGACCAGAUGGAAGAGGAACACUGUACCGCGGCAUGAUCGAUUGUCUUCAGCAAUCAAUUAAGAACGAAGGUAUAUUUUCGGUGUACAAAGGUUUCCUUCCGCUGUGGAUGAGACUUGGGCCGUGGGCGUUGAUCAACUGGAUAGCGUUCGAGAACAUCAUGCUUGCGAUUGGAGGACAAACAUUU